This is a messenger RNA of Tetrahymena thermophila SB210, 711 nucleotides long. Its product is annotated as alpha/beta superfamily hydrolase. The record is from RefSeq and is a predicted model, not a curated record. The transcript has a single exon. Lineage: Eukaryota; Ciliophora; Oligohymenophorea; Hymenostomatida; Tetrahymenidae.
AUGGAUAAAUAAUUAGUAGUAAAUUAAGAGUUUAACUAAGUUGAAGAAAGCAAAGAAGACAGCCAGCUAAUUCCUUAAUCUGCAUCUUAUGUGCAUGGACUUGAAAGUGGCUUUAAUGGCUCCAAACACAGAUAUUUGCAGAAUAGUUUUUAAAAAUGCUACUAUGUUUCUAUGAACAUGUCAUUAUGGAAUAUCUAAAAAAAGAAUUCUCUUUUACGUAAUUUAUGUACAAAUUUUUUUAGGCCAUCAAGAGCAGCCGAAGAAAGCUUAAAAGGAUGUUUAAAAAUUUAAGAAGAUGAAUUGAAAGUUAACAAACCUGAUAUAAUUUUAGGUAGUAGUUGGGGAGGAGGAAUUGGAUUAUUAAUGGUAUCUGAAGGUAUUUGGGACGGUCCUAUAGUUCUAUGUUGCCCAGCUUUAAAAUACCUUCUUGAUAAAGUAGGGUAAACACCUAAAUAUAAAUGGAAUGAAAUCGUAGAUAGAAUAAAUUAGAAAAAUUUAGGUAAGAACAUUGUAAUUAUACAUGGCACGAAAGACAAAACAAUCCCAUAUUAAAAUAGCGUAGACUGCUCUAAAUAGAUAAAAGAUUGCUAAUUAAUUACUAUAGAAAACGGUGACCACAAGUUAAAUGAUUAUAUAAUAAAAAAUGAUAGAUUAAAAGGAAUAAUGUAUGAUUUAUAUAAAAAAUACAAGCUCGAGUAGCUAAAUAAAUGA